AACGGUUGCGGCAAAUCUAAUGUCUUAAACGCCAUUCAAUUCGUGUUAAGCGAUGAAUACAAUGGUCUGAAUGCCAACCAAAGACAGCAACUGCUGAACGAGAGCUCAACGCAAAGGCUUCUCAUGGCGUUCGUCGAGAUAGUGGUCGACAACAGCGACCGACGUAUUCCUCUGGACGUCAAUGACAUCACAUUCCGGCGACAGAUAGGCCUCAAGAAGGACCAGUACUUCAUGAACAACAAGAUUAUCAGUCACUCGGAUAUCGUCAAUAUGCUGGAGACGGCGGGUUUCAGUCGAUCCAACCCUUACUAUAUCAUCAAACAAGGCAAAGUGACGGAAAUGGCGACCGCUUCGGACGAAUGCCGGCUGCAAGUGAUGCGAGAAGUGGCCGGAACUCGCAUUUACGACGACCGCAAGUCUGAGGCCAUGACACUGUUGGCAGAGGCGACACAACGCGUGGAACAGAUGGACGACUGUCUCCACUCAUUGGACGACAGACUGGAUUCGCUGCAGAACGAGAGCAACGAUUUGCAGAGAUUUCUCAAAUGGGAUAAAAGGCGUCGUCUUCUGGAGUACAUAAUCGCCAAUAAAGAGGCCGAAAGUUAUAAACACGAUAUGUUGAGACUGGAGGCCAAACAGGACAGAGAGAACCUGGUGUUGGACGACAAGCGCAAGAAGUUAGAGGACUUCCAGCUCAAGACCAAGACGUGCGACAAGACCUUGAAAGUUAUCAAUGGUUUGCUGCAGGAGUACCGCAAAGACUUGAGUGCUAUCAGCAGGAAUAUCGAUGAACUCAAUGAACAAAAGGCGAGAAUUGAGUCGAAAAUCAAUGAUUUCAAAGAGAAAUUGGAUUUCAAUCGAGAGAACGAAUCGAAAGCUAAUGAAGAGCUGAAAGAAGUGAAGGAAUCGAUUGACACGAAGAAGAAACGA
Messenger RNA from Oppiella nova, 930 nucleotides. The record is from the annotation of a GenBank genome assembly. Lineage: Eukaryota; Metazoa; Arthropoda; Arachnida; Sarcoptiformes; Oppiidae.